Ceraceosorus bombacis is the source of this 247-nucleotide messenger RNA. Lineage: Eukaryota; Fungi; Basidiomycota; Exobasidiomycetes; Ceraceosorales; Ceraceosoraceae. The record is from the annotation of a GenBank genome assembly.
AUGAACUUUCCCAACGCGAACGAUACUGUCAGCGUCGUCAUUGUAAGUCAAAGUUUCUGCGGUGCUCUGCUUGACUCGCGACGACUUUGCAAGAAAGGCAUCGCCAAGCUACAACCGCACUCGGUAGGCCAUUGGCAUCUGCAGGAACCAUGGCGUAGCGUGCAAUGCGCCCCGACUUGACCCACAAGAGCUCGCGUUAUCGCGUCAGGGCAUUCAGAAGGACACUCGCGGACUACAUGAUGACUGA